GAAAGUGAUCGAAGUUACACAUUAAUGUUUUAUAUUGUGAUCAGGGGCCAUGCUUUGAAUUACCUUUUAUAAUAUUAAGUUUUUAUUCCAGGCACUUCCGUAUUGUAGCAGUGCAGGUUUGAGGCUUCAACCAGAUGCCCAACAGAUUGGAUUUGUCAUCUUUCUUUUUGCCUGAAGACAAAAGCAGAUUUUGUUUGUAACUUAGAUAGUGGAUGAAAUCUGGAAACAUUUUACAAAUAAUCAUGCACCAUCAUCUGAAACCUUCAGACCUCAUGAAACGUCUUCUUAAGCAGUUUUUCAGUAUACCAAUAUUGCACUUAAGUUAAUUUAACUAACAGUGCAGUUUUUAUUGACACAUGUCACAUGCUCCCAAGUAGUGGGGUUCUGACUUUGAUCUGUGUGCCACAGCUGUAAAAUUAAUUUAAUAAUUUGUCUGUUAAAAACUGGAGAGCUGUAAUUGCACACAUGCUUGAAGCAAAGCACCUUUGUUAAAGACAUGGUAUUCAUCAUGUUUAGACUCUGUAGAUUUAAAUUCAUCUUGAGUCAUAACAUAUUUGAAAUUAUCAUUAUGGAAGUUGCAGAUGAUCAGGGACUCCUGGUAGUGAAUUUGGAGAACUGCAUUUCUAAUACAGCUGCUGAGCAAAUUGUGAAAGGCGAUUGCAUGUACACAGUUGCUGUAGCGUCUAACACAUGUAGUAAUGAAGAUGAAGCUGUAAUUCAGAUCCCUGUAUCUGUCCAGUGUUCUGAAGAAGUGCAUCGAUCAUACACUACAGUACCACAGUUAGUAGAACAGUUAACUUUACCACCUCAACACUACAGGGAUGUUCAAACACAGCAGUACACUCAGAUUGAAGUUGAAGAGAACCUUCCAUGUCUAAAUGCUGAUAGUGGCACAGAAUCCAAUCAAGAUGUGAGUGUCUAUUCAGAAAGGCAAGCGUCCCUUCCAUUGGGACUCCAUCACGGACAGUCUAAUGACACAGAAUCGUCUUAUUAUACAGAGAUAUAUAACUAUCUUGCUUCACAGGCUGUGCCAGUUGGAGCUACUGAAAGCUACAAAAAGAUACUGAAGAAACGAGCUCAAAAUUAUAAAAUUGUGGAAGGUAUACUCUACUAUGGGCAGACGUUACCGAAAAGAGUAAUUACUGAAACCACGCAACAAAAAGAAAUUCUGAAGAGCAUUCACAUUGAAGAAGGAACAGGUGUUCACUUAGGAUUAAAGAAGAUGUAUGUGGCAAUUAAUGAGUUCUAUUUCUGGAAAGGGUUGUAUGUAGAUGUAGCAAAUUUUGUGAGGCAAUGCAAACAGUGUUCAGAAAUACAGACCGCUGGCAGCGAGAAACCUCAGCUGUCAGAACAAAGGAAAGAUGGAGAAGAUUCUGGCAAAGACAAGAAUGUAGGAUUUGGAAAUACAAGCAAAGUAUGGCAAAAGGUGGAGUUGAAACUUUAUGGUCCAUAUCCAAAGACUGUUCUCCAGAAUGAAUUCAUUAUUACAAUAGCUGAUCCAUUCUCCCACUGGAUUGUUGCACAUCCAGUGUCAAGCAGCAAUCAUGCCAAUCAUAUAGCAGACUUUGUGUAUAAAACUUCCUGUACAUUUGGAUUUGCAAAAUGUAGUGUUAUUGGUGUGCCACAAGAAGUUUUAGAGACAGCACAGACUAAAUAUAAAGAAUAUUUAUCACGGCUACGAGAUACUUUAUUGACUUGUGGUUUAAUGGUACCGCAACUUACAUCAACGUCUGGUACCACAAUACACAACUUGCUUGUGUUUCUUCAUGAGAACCUAAGCCAGUGCACUUGGGUUGGUAAACUCUUGGAUGAAUUUGUUGAAACCAAUCCUCAUUCUUGGGAUUUGGAAUUGGAGAGAUUUCUCUUUGAGUACUGUACCACAGCUGGUGGAGAGUCAUCCUCUCCCUUUACCAUAAUGUUUGGUCGCAGCCCAGUCAGUUUCUUGGAGGAAGACAAAGAGAAUCAUAACGUGAUGGACAAAGAAAAACCUACUGAAAUUGUAUCAAAGAGAAGGAGAUUGCAGAGUAGUAUACUACAAUGUCGUCACUGUGAGGAGGUUUUCACAUCCAAGAUUUCAUUCCGUAUUCAUCAGCGUAAACAUACAGAAGAAGCUCGUCGUCAAGGUAUGCUUGAAGGGCAAGAACUUCUUGGAUCAGUUGCUGAGAGAGAGAAAAGACUGCUGAAAAGAGCAAUUUUGAAGCAAAGGCACAAGUUACUUAAACAUGAUGAAGACAUCAAAAAUCACAUCCAAUUAUCUGGCAACUGUCCAACUCAGACUUCAUCACUUUAUGAUUCCUUGUAUUCUGGUAAUGAAGUGACAAAUUCUUCAAGGUCUUUCUCAGAUACUGGAAUGGUUUCUCUCAAUUCUGACAAUGUUCAGAAUGUUAAUGCAUCCACUUCUCCUCAGCAUGAUUCAGUAAGGACUUGCCAAGAAGAUUGCUCACAAGAAAAUGGUAACAAACAGUGCAGAGUUCUUGAGAACGACCCUAACAGCAGACAAAUGGCUCUAGUUAAAGAAAUGGAGAGUUGUGUUCAGGACACGAGACAUUCCAGUGAUGUUAACAAUGCUGUGUACAUAGAAACUAAUGCAACAGGUGCAUUAAAGAGUAACAAUGAAAGAACAAGUGGAAGUUACACGCACAAACUAAACCAAAAGGAUUCAUCUGGAAUACAAUUGAAAGUUACACAUUAUCCACUGGAAAAAAAUUCUUGGAAUGAAAAUCAGUGUGAAGAAUGGACUACUAAUAAACUGAAUACAUGCAGCACUGUUUGUAGAGAAACAAAUGGCACUGAUGUAUUCCAUUGUGAUGCCUGUGGAAAGAGAUUCCUGAACAAAAGAAGACUUAUUACACAUAUUGAGAAACAUUCUAACCCUGUGUUGAAGUGCACAUAUUGCCCAUACACAACCAAGUCAGCGAAGCUGCUCAACUAUCAUCAGAAUAUCCAUGCUGAGAAGUUCAAAUGUAAGGUCUGUAAUAAGCUGUUCACAAGGAAGAUUUACUUGACAUAUCAUCUUAAAGACGUUCAUUGUAAGACUCGUUAUUUGCGCAAAUGUGAAGAAUGCUGUGCCAGAUUUAUAUCUAUCUCAGGACUCAAAAUGCACAUGCAAACAGUUCAUGAGCCUUUGAGAACUUACUCAUGUACAUUAUGUAAAUAUGUAGGGAACAGUACAAACCACCUAGCAUCACACAUGUUACGGAUCCAUAAGAAGAAGUAUGAGUGUAAGAUCUGUGAUUACAACAGCUUAACUCAGGGCGGAUUGGACAAGCAUGUAAGAAUUUACCAUGACUUACAUGAUCGACAGUUUGCUUGCAAGCACUGCUCGUAUCGUGGACUGAAACGCAGACAGCUCUUGGAUCACGAAAGGAUAGUUCACAACCAAGAUAAGAACAAGCAUGCAUGUCCAGUUUGCAAGAAAGCUUUCAGAACUCGAGUUCUUAUGAAACAUCAUCUUCCAUGUCAUUCAGAUCAACAUUUCUAUUCCUGCAGGGGUUGUAGUUACACGACCCGAUACCGUCAGACUCUUCAUUUACAUAUUAAAAAUUCACACCCAAGACAAAGCUUUAAAAAUUUGUGCAAUGGUCCAUCAGAGGCCGAUUUUGAAGCCAUUAUCAAUACGGCUUUGAAAACCAUGGAAACAUUUUCAUCUUCAGAUGAGAAUAAUAUUGAGAUAGAUUAUGUUGCACAAGUGCCUCAAGAUUGUCCUGUUGUGGAAGAUGGUGAAAGUACCGUUGAUAUUUCCAUUGUAUCAGAGCACUCAGAAUCUCAUGGCAUCACCUGUGCCUCACAUGGUAUAACAACCUGUCAACAAAAUCAUCCUAUGACACUGUCAGAAUACGACUCUGAGCUAACAGAAACAGAACCCAGUACAAAACACAUGGAGAGUGCAUUGGUAAUUGAAGGAAUCAUGAAUUCCACACUUGAGUUGAAUACUGGAAGUUCUGAAUCAGACCAGGCUGUGACGAUCAUAGACAGUUCUGGUUUGACAAGUGACGAGGUGCAGACAAUAGUAGGUCUUGCAGGCGAUCUUCAUGGAGGGAAGCAGAAGGUACGCCAUCUAGUGAAACUUGAUGGUCUGGGAACAGAAAAGACUUUGUUUCAAAUAAGUGGAUUCAAUUCAGAAAACAGCAAAAUACACCAAGUUGUAACCUUAGUAAAUAGCCAUGAUUCCAUUACAGAAGCAGACCAGCAUACUGUUAGAUCGUUAAGUAAUGUAAUGGAUCAGAAAUCACGUGAGCAUCCCACUGUAACUCAUGUAAGUCUGACUGGCAGAAGUGACCGCAGCCAAGAGAAUCUUGUUAUCCUUCCAUUAGGAGGUGCCAAAGUUGCGCUUAUACAGAAUGACAACUUUUCAAACAGUCGUGACAUGUUUAACGAGCAGACAGCUUUGUCAGACUUGGUUCCCGAGCAAAGUGAGUUGAUUCAGCAACAAUCAGAGAACAGUGUUAAACAAGUUAGAGUGUACCAUCUUCAAUGAUGACAUUUGAAAACUUUAACAGAUAUGUAAGUAAACUGUAGAGUUAGUGUUUUCAGAUGAUUGCUGUCUUCGGGUUAUUGCAUCGUGUAGUCUGGUAGAUUUUCA
This is a messenger RNA of Zootermopsis nevadensis, 4582 nucleotides long. Lineage: Eukaryota; Metazoa; Arthropoda; Insecta; Blattodea; Termopsidae. The record is from RefSeq and is a predicted model, not a curated record.